Molecule: messenger RNA, 1293 nt
Organism: Miscanthus lutarioriparius
Lineage: Eukaryota; Viridiplantae; Streptophyta; Magnoliopsida; Poales; Poaceae
Source: the annotation of a GenBank genome assembly
AUGAGCUCAAGCGUCACCCGGUCGCUGCCUUUUCUCGUCAACCCGGCUGAGGCCACGCCCGCCGGCGAUCUCCACCUCACCGCCAUGGACAGAGCUCUUGCUUCCCUGCCCAUGGCAGCACUGUUGGUCUUCGACAACCCCAUCGAUCAGCCGGCCGAGAGCAUCAAGAGAGCUCUGUCUCGUGCGCUUGUUCCAUACUACCCAAUGGCCGGCCGCCUCACCGGCACCGGCGACCAGCUGAAAAUCGUGUGCACCGGUGAGGGCGUGGUGUUCGUUGGCGCGUCUGCGAGCUGCACCCUGAAGGAGGCCAGGCUCUCCGAUCCGCGACCGGUGCUCACCGUCGAGGACCUCACUAUCAGCUAUGCCGGCCAGUACAGCACGGAUCCGUCAUUGCUGCAGAUGCAGGUGACCGAGUUCUCCUGCGGUGGCUUUGUCGUCGGGGUGACGUGGAACCACGUCGUCACAGACGGCGCCGGGAUGGCGCAGUUCUUGCAGGCCGUCGGCGAGUUUGCCCGCGGGUUCCCUUCUUCCCCUUCCGUCUGGCCGGUGAGGGUGGACCACGCCCUCCCUGAACUUCCCCCGCCCAUAACCACCAUGACCAAGGCACUCGUCAGCAGCAAGCACAGCGACUUCCCGUCCUCCUACAUCACUGUUCCCCGGAGCUUCAUCGACCGCGUCAAGGACGAGUUCCGUCGUCGUCGCAGCAGCGGUGGCGGCGGACUGGAGGUGGCGCCGGCGUCGUGCACUGCGUUCGAUGUCUUCACCGCCGCCAUAUGGAAGUGUCGUGCGCGCGCGACGAUCGCCAGCGCCGCCAGCCAGGACUCUCCCACGGCGCUCACCUUCACGGUGAACGUGAGGAAGCCGGCCAAGGCCAAGGACGGCUACUACGGCAACGUGUUCGCCUUCGGUCUUGCUGCCUCGACGCUGCGCGAGGUCGCGGACGGCGACAUCCUGGACCUCGUGAGGCUGGUCAAGGACGCUAAGGCACGAGUCCCGCACAUGUUCGCUGACGGAGCGGCGUACAUCGCGGACGCGAUGGGCGGCCGGCUCAAGGGCCUCGACGGGUACGACACCCUGUACGUGACGAGCUGGUGGAAUCUCGGCUUGGACGACGUCGACUUCGGCAGCGGCGGCGCUGAGCGCGUCAUGGGGAACGUGGAGCGCAAGGUGGUGCCGGGGUGCAUCCUGUGCGGGAGGAAGGACGACAAGGCCGAGGGCGUCGCCGCCAUGGCGCUCUGCGUCAGGCAGGAGCACGCGGAGGCCUUCCAUGCGGAGCUGCAAAGCCUCAAGUGA